Nicotiana tabacum (common tobacco) is the source of this 1305-nucleotide messenger RNA. The record is from RefSeq and is a predicted model, not a curated record. Lineage: Eukaryota; Viridiplantae; Streptophyta; Magnoliopsida; Solanales; Solanaceae.
AUGGCAAUCUUCACUGAUAUGAUAGAAAAAUUUGUUGAAGUAGUAAUGGAUGAUUUUCCGGUCAUUGGACCAUCUUUUGAUGAAUUAUUAACGAAUUUGAGUAAAAUUCUUGCCAGGUGUGAGGAAAUAAACUUGGUGCUAAACUGGAAAAAGUAUCAUUUUAUGGUACAAGAAGGAAUUGUGAUCUGGCACAAAGUGUCCAAAGAUGGGUUGGAGGUGGACAAGUCAAAAGUGGAAGCAAUCAACAAAUUGCCACCUCCAAUAUCUGUCGAAGGAGUCAGAAGCUUCUUGGGCCAUGCAUGUUUUUACCGUAGAUUCAUUAAGGAUUUCUCUACAAUUUUUGCUCCCUUGUGCAGGUUAAUUGAAAAGGAUACUCCUUUAAAUUUUGAUGAUGCUUGCUUGAAGUCCUAUGAGGAACUAAAAAAGAUAUUGGUGACUGAAUUUGAUUUGGAAAUCCGAUAUCGAAAGGGGAUGAAAAAUCAGGUGGCUGAUCACUUUUCACACUUGGAAACUCGCGCAUAUGUUGAUGAAGAAGGUGAGAUUAAGGAGAGCUUCCCCGAUGAGCAGUUUCCAACUAUUACAGUUGGUGCAACCCCAUGGUACGCCGAUUAUGUGAAGUUCAUUGUAAGUGGGGUGACACCUCCAGAGUUAUCACUGAAUGGUGCCAAAGAAAGGGUACAUUUUCGGAGGCAGAUGCCUUUGAAGGGCAUACUUGAGGUUGAGAUCUUUGAUUUGUGGGGAAUAGACUUCAUGGGGACCUUUCCAUAUUCCAAUGGUCACCGGUAUAUCUUGGUAGCGGUUGAUUAUGUGUCCAUGUGGGCGGAGGUCGUAGGUUUGCCUAUCGAUGAUGCUAAAGUUGUGGUGAACUUUGUGAAAAAUAAUAUCUUCACGAGAUUUGGAACUCCACGUGCUUUGAUUAGUGAUAGGGGUACUCACUUUUGUAACAAACUAUUGGGAAACCUCUUGGCUAAGUAUGGGGUAAAACACAAGAUCACAAUGGUUUAUCAUUCACAAAUGAGUGGCCAAGUUGAGGUUUCAAAUAGGGAGGUGAAACAAAUGUUGGUUUAUGGAAAGGCUUGUCACUUGUCGGUUGUGCUUGAGCACAAGGCAUAUUGGGAAAUCAUGAAGCUCAACUUUGAUAUGGAUCUAGCUGGGAAGAAAAGAAUAUUGCAACUCAAUAAGCUUGAGGAGUUUCAGUUGCAUGCAUAUGAGAACACGAAGUUGUAUAAGGAUGUCAUGACAAGCACAUUAUGCAUCAUGAGUUUGAGCCAGGUCAAGCCAUUCUCUUGUUUAAUUCGAGGUUGA